Molecule: messenger RNA, 2883 nt
Organism: Indicator indicator
Lineage: Eukaryota; Metazoa; Chordata; Aves; Piciformes; Indicatoridae
Gene: TBC1D2B
Product: TBC1 domain family member 2B
Exons: 13
Coding region: 1-2883 (960 amino acids)
Source: RefSeq, a predicted model, not a curated record
AUGCCGGCGGCGGGUGCGACCGGAGAGGAGGGCUCGGCGGGGGCCGGAGGGGAGGGCGCGGGGCUCGGCGGCGGGCCGGUGCGGGAGCAGGUUGGCCCCGCCACCCCUAAGCUCUGUGGGUACCUACAGAAGCUGUCAGGAAAGGGCCCCUUGCGUGGCUUCCGCAGCCGCUGGUUUGUCUUCGACUCCCGCCGCUGCUAUCUCUAUUAUUUCAAAGGGCCGCAGGAGGCGCUGCCACUUGGGCACCUCGACAUCGCCUCCGCCUGCUUCAGUUACCACCAGCCCGAGGCCGGAGCCGCGGCUGGGGACGAAGCCGCCGCCUUCGAGGUGCACAGCCCCAACGGCGCUGUCGCCGUGCUCAAGGCUGCAACUCGUCAGGAUAUGACAUACUGGCUUCAGGAACUUCAGCAGAAGAGGUGGGAGUACUGUAACAACCUUGAUGCAGCAAAAAGGGACAGCCGAACUUCCCCCACACCAAGUGACUUUUCCAAAGGUCUUGUUGCCAAAGACAACUCUGAUUUCAGUAUCCUAAGUCAAAAUGCUUCAGCAGAGAGAGCUAGAAAUAUUCUAGCUGUGGAGACCUCCCCUACAGACCUGGUGGGGGAACAAGCAGCUUCACAACCUGCACCAGUCCAACCGAGUGCCAUCAAUUUCUCUCUUAAACAAUGGAGUACAGAAAUCAAAAAUUCAAUGUCCUCUCUAAGGAAAGGAAAUAAUGAAAACCGCAAGAGUAUCUUUUAUACCACCGAAGAGUGGGAAUUGCUGGAUCCAACCCCAAAAGACUUGGAGGACUCGAUGGCCCUGGAAGAAAAGAGGAAACACCUAGCAGAAGGAAGUAAAGGACUGACUAGUUCAGCUUUUCCAUUCGAAUUUGGCCGCAUUCCACACAAAACAAGGCGCCCAUUAAAAGACAUGAUUGGAUCGAGCAAAAGCCGGAACAGCAGCGACUCUUCUCCAACUGAGUGGUAUGCUGGUAAUGGCAACAAACUAGUCUCUGAGCUGCAACUGAAGUAUCAAAGCCAGCAAGAGGAGUUGGAAAAGCUAAAGAAAGAUCUUUUGAGCCAAAAGGAACUUGUGCGACUUCUGCAGCAAACAGUCCGAUCUUCCCAAUAUGAUAAAUACUUCACAAGCCGUCUUUGUGAGGGGGUUCCCAAAGAUAAAUUAGAGCUGUUGCACCAAAAAGAUGACCAGAUACUGGGUCUCAACAACCAACUUGAAAAGUUAAAUCUGGAAAAAGAUAGUCUCCAGCAGGAAGUUAAGAACCUGAAAUGUAAAGUUGGAGAACUCAAUGAGCGGCUGGGUAUGUUGAUGGAAACUAUUCAAGCUAAAGAUGAAGUGAUCAUGAAACUCUCUCGUCAACUCAGUGAAUGUGAGGACGUUACCUCCUCUCAAAGUGGAGCAGUAAAUUCUUCCAUGGCCACCUGUACUAAUAAGGAACUGCAGGAGCUGGACAGGCUAAAAGACAAUCUUCAAGGUUAUAAGACCCAGAACAAAUUUUUAAAUAAGGAGAUUUUGGAACUUGCUGCUUUACGAAGAAAUGCAGAAGCAAGAGAAAGAGAAUGGCAGGCAAAGUAUACAAGCUUGGAAGCCAAACUCUGUCAGAUAGAAAGUAAAUACUUGAUCCUACUGCAAGAAAUGAAAGCUCCUGUUUGUUCAGAGGAACAGAGUCCUGCUCGUGAGGUCAUCACGCAGUUACUGGAAGAUGCCUUGAAAGCAGAAACUAGCGAACAACCAGAACAGGCCUUUUUCAAACCACACCUGGUCAGUGAAUAUGAUAUAUAUGGUUUUCAGACAGUCCCAGAGGAUGAUGAUGAGGAGAAACUAGUAGCAAAAUCACGAGCUUUGGACCUGAAGUCGCUUUCUCUUAGUGAAAAUCGAGAGAUCUCCACAGGAGUAAAAUGGGAAAACUAUCUUGCAAGCACAAUGAAUAGAGAGAUGAUUCGCUGUGUAGAACUGAAGAAUCUUAUACGAUCUGGAAUUCCACAUGAACAUCGUUCCAAGAUAUGGAAAUGGUGUGUCAAUCUCCAUGUUAAAAAAUUCAAGGACAGCACUGUUCCUGGGUACUUCCAAACCUUGCUUCAAAAUGCUCUGGAGAAACAAAAUCCUGCAUCUAAACAAAUUGAGUUGGAUCUCUUGAGGACUUUGCCAAACAAUAAACAUUAUUCCUCCCCAACAUCUGAAGGGAUCCAGAAGCUGCGAAACGUGCUGCUGGCGUUUUCCUGGAGAAAUCCCGAUAUAGGGUAUUGCCAAGGGCUCAAUAGAUUGGUAGCCAUUGCACUUCUGUAUUUGGAACAGGAAGAUGCAUUUUGGUGUCUAGUAACAAUAGUUGAAGUUUUCAUGCCUCGUGAUUAUUAUACUAAGACACUGCUAGGAUCUCAGGUUGAUCAGCGAGUAUUCAAGGAUUUAAUGAGUGAGAAGCUUCCACGACUGCAUGCUCAUUUUGAGCAAUACAAAGUUGACUACACGCUCAUAACUUUCAACUGGUUCCUUGUUGUAUUUGUGGACAGUGUGGUUAGCGACAUCCUUUUCAAAAUCUGGGACUCCUUCUUGUAUGAGGGACCAAAGGUAAUAUUCCGAUUUGCCCUCGCACUUUUUAAAUAUAAAGAAGAGGAAAUCUUGAAACUGCAGGAUUCAAUGUCUAUUUUCAAGUACCUUCGAUACUUUACACGCACCAUACUUGAUGCCAGGAAAUUGACUGCUAUUGCUUUUGGAGACCUGAAUCCCUUUCCAUUACGUCAGAUCAGGAACCGUAGGACCUAUCAUCUGGAGAAAGUACGUCUUGAACUAACUGAACUAGAAGCCAUUCGUGAGGAUUUCCUACGUGAACGAGACACCUGUGUAGAAAAGAGAGACCUUAUUAGUGAUGAUGAGGAGGAUAGUUGA